Harpegnathos saltator (Jerdon's jumping ant) is the source of this 3673-nucleotide messenger RNA. RefSeq names its product venom acid phosphatase Acph-1. Gene Ontology annotation, biological process: dephosphorylation. Gene Ontology annotation, molecular function: phosphatase activity. The transcript is spliced from 7 exons. The record is from RefSeq and is a predicted model, not a curated record. Lineage: Eukaryota; Metazoa; Arthropoda; Insecta; Hymenoptera; Formicidae. The coding region runs from base 145 to 1293 and encodes 382 amino acids.
UGACACAUCUCUAUGUGUCUCCAAAUAAAAGUCACAUUCUGCCGUUGUAACGUUCAGUUUAUUUUAGCCUUGACAUCUGUCCUCUUUCGACGUUUGCAAUCGUCGUUAGGAAAUAUAUAAAUCCGCCAAUAACCAACUUGAAAAAUGGCAAAUAUUCAAAUUUAUUUUAUUCUAUUGAUAUCUUGUUACAUUGUAUUCGCAAAACAACCUAUAUCUCUUUCUGAACACGGUGCAAAAGAGUGUAAAAAAACGAAAUUACGAUUCAUCAGCUUGGUAUUCAGACAUGGCGACCGGACGUUGGACGGGGAAGCAAAAAUGGUAUAUCCACUUAACUCAUAUGGAGAUGACGAUGACUUUCCAAACAACAACGGCUUGUUAACUAAUACUGGCAAGAAAAGGGCGUUUCAAUUUGGCCAGUUGUUGAGGAAAAUUUACAAUCACUUCCUCGGCGACGUGUAUUAUCCACCAAACGUGCACGCGCGUAGCACGGCGCUCGCCAGGACCAAAAUGACCUUGCAAUUGGUGCUCACGGCACUUUACCCGCCCAUUGAUAAGCAAAUAUGGAGUAAAACGCUGACUUGGCAGCCAAGUGACACAAUAUACACCCGUAUAUCUGAAGAUGGUCUGCUGUUUCCAACCGUCUGCAAAGAAUACAGUCAAGCUUACAUCAAGGUACUAAAGAGCGAGGAAGUGGUGAAGCAAAUUGCCAAGUUCGACGAUUUAAUGAAACAAUUGUCAAGACCUGUGGGGAGGAAUAUCACUGGACUUUACGAUCUCUACACGCUGUACCACAUACUCUCUAUACAAGUCGCGAUGAACCUGAGUUUACCCGACUGGUCACGGUCGAUCUUUCCGAACGGCAGACUUUUCUCUGCGGCCAUGUUGCAAUAUAGGUUGUACAACUACAACGAUCAGCUCAUCAGGCUCAAUGGAGGACUGUUACUGCAUCGAAUGAUCGAAGAUAUGCUCGGAGUGAUCAACGGGAGCUUGCCAGACAGGAAGAUCAAUCUCUUCUCCGCACACGACGUAAACGUGGUCGCCGUGCUCCGCGCUCUGGGUAUUUCGCACGGAAUGCCGACGUUCACGAGCGGCGUCAUUAUAGAAUUGCACGAAAUGAACGACCAAUAUUUCGUCAAAGUGGUGCAUUACGUCGGCGUACCGCCGGUCAUGAAGGCGGUGAGCAUUCAGGGCUGCGAUUUGCUGUGCCCGCUGGAGAAAUUCGUUCACUUGACAUCGGCGAGGACCGCGACGCACGAAGAUCCAAAGUGCCCGCUGACGAUCAAUAUGUACUAAUGGUGAUUACUGUGAACGCGCGACGACUAGAACGCUACGUGGGAAAAACACAUUGUUACGCGUAAAUGGCGAUUACGAUUGAAAACGCUGACAGUCUACAUGGCCGUAAAGGAGAAUCGUCAUUCUCGCUAUGUAGAGACAACUUGUUUUACGUUUGACGAAGCUGCGGGAGCGAGAACACUGUGCGGGGCUUCGCCUCGUAAGUUUCCGUAAUCUUUUUAACCGGCCGUUUAUGUUGCGAACGUUACCGCGUUAUCUGCGAAAAGACCGACGCGACGGCGCGUUUCGUUACGUUUCCUCAUUAUAUGCGAUAUCGUGCCGUUGAAAACUAGAUGCCCAUACGUGCGAUCGCGGAAAGUUAAGUUCGUUAAGUAUGCCCGCAGUCGUGUCUUAUCGAGGACUCGGGGCUCAGAUCCUCCGCCUACCGUGCCGCGGCAUAACAAUUACCCUAUUAUUUCGCACCCACCGCCGCCGCCGCCGCCGCCGCCGCCGCCGUCGUCGUCGUCGGCGAUUCGUCGGGCCUAUACGCCGCGCAUUUCCGUUCUCGCGCGACUCACACACCGCCGACUUCCAUUAAGGCUAAAUCUUUUUGGCCGUUGCGUGAGCUGAUAUCAGCUCUCGUCGAGCUUGAAUUCCGCCGGCUGCUGUUAUCAAAGGGCCGCGCGUCGAUAACACCGCGCGGAAUGUACGCGUCGGUCGCAAACUGUGUUUCUCGUCGCCGGCCGCGAUAAUCCGAUUGUCACGAUGAGGCACUUUCGGCGGAGGCCGCGAGGAGCGAGGCGCCGCCGCGCCGCGCCGCGCCGAGCACGAGGAUGCGCACGAGCGGGAAAUCGAGAAACGAUGUUGGCAAAGUGUCGAAACCGCGCAGCUGCGCGGUCCGCAAGUUUCUGUAUAAAUGCGGAAUUAGAGCGAUUGUAGUCUGCAUUUUUGAGAUUGUCACUGGGGAACUCGCCGCCGUCGCCGCCGGCUGGAACGGCUCCUGGCUUCAGCUAUUCCAAGGACCCAACCUCGUCUCUCCCUUUUUCCCUUUUCUUUCCGUGUCGGCCCCGUCCUCUUCUAUUAUCCCUCUCUUUCUUCUGUAAUCCCUCCCUCGCUCCUUCGAGAUAAACUCUUGAAAUUUCCGAGAGUUGCCCGGACGGGAAGAAGCAGUUCCGCGCUCCUAAUUCUGCGGAAUUAAACUCGCGAAAUCGUUCUAAUUGCGGACACAGAGCGCCGGGGCACUUACAUCGAGUCCUGGCUCCGCUUGUACCGCACUCCGCCGGGUAUGAAUCCCACGGUGUCGAAUUGAUCGCGCCCGUCAGUGACCGCCAAACAGUCGCUCGGCUGCAAUUACGCCGGAGAAAAUCGAUUCGAUCGCGCGAUCAACAGGCCACGAGAGCAGAAGGGGACGACGUUAUCUUGGCGAGAAAGUGCGAACUCGCCGCGCGGAAUUCCGGCCGCCUGCACUCGAAAACUUCGUCCUGCGCAUUUUCCUAGACUUUUAGCGCCGCGCGAUCGAAUCGUCGCAAAAUAUUCGCGACGAAGGAACGUCCUGAGGGGCCGCAGGAGAGGCCGCAGCCAGCAGCUUCCUGCUUUAACUACACGUGUCUUCUCCCUUUAAAGCGGAGGAACACGCGUGCUUUCUUCGGGGUUUUCUUUCUCAGAGGCUCUUUCGGAGUGCCUCUUGUAAAACUGUGAACUGAAUAGAGCUAAAUAGAGCGUUCGCCAAGAAGUUACCGGAAAGAGAAACGCAAAAUUCCAGCGAAAAGACCGACGCGCGGAGCUUGACUUCAAAAUGCGCGACUUAAUUGAACAUUCAUAAUAAUUUGUCCGCACAAGAGAGUGCUAACUGAAACUCCGCGGUAGCGUCGCAUGCGCGAUUCGUCGGCAGCGAGGAAUUAGCACGAGCCGUCGAGUAGACAAUAAGGAAUUAAUUAUAAUUAACUGCCAUUCACAGAAGUUCGCCGGCGAACAAUUUUGUGGUCGCGCCGCUACCGGUUAUAAUGAACUCACCUAGCAGCUCCUAUCAUUUACAUAUUCUUACAUUCAAACUAGGUUUUCGUUUGGCUGCUACUCUCUCUGCCGCGUUAGUUCGCUGCGCGAUAAACUUCUUUAAAUUAUACCCCUUUUGGAAUACGCGGAAGAACGCAGGAGGACACAACAGUCGGCUCGAACGAGAUGCAUCGCCGGGAUCUCGCGACAAUAAAAGUGCACCCACCUAACCUAAUUCUAAUUCUGGCCAUGAAGUCCUUCGCUUAACGAAGGUGUUUUUUCGCGCAGAUUGCGCUGCGAUGUUUCUUUUCUCCUUUAUUGAACCGCGUGAAUCUACUUUACAUUAAAAUCGAUCGGCGGAACUUCAGUGGAGAUUUCUUCCCGAGUACCACUCAUCCACAACGCAGUA